AUGGCCGCCAUCUCGGUUGUUGUCGCAAGCCGGAGCGCUCCCAAGCUUGAGGCGGCACGGCAAGGCUUCCAGCAGGUCACGAAUAGACCUUUGGAGCUUUCUGGAGUUGACGCAGACUCCGGCGUUUCCGCGCAGCCCCGUGGGCACGAGGAGACACGGCGUGGCGCGCUGCAACGAUUACGCGCUGCACGAGAAACGGCAGAUGGUGCCCGCGCUGACUUUUGCAUUGCGUUCGAGGGAGGGAUCGAAGAGGAUGCCCAUGGUCGCCAAGUCUGCUUUGCGAUUGUGUGUGCGCAGUUCCGCGAUGAUGACUUCAUCAGCGAGGUACGCAGUGCAACACAUUCCCUCCCUCCUGGGAUUGAGAAGCUGCUCAAUGAGGGCAUUGAGCUUGGCCUGGCUACUGAUCAGUUUUACGCAUCACGGGCUACUCAGCAGCUUUAG
Symbiodinium pilosum is the source of this 441-nucleotide messenger RNA. The record is from the annotation of a GenBank genome assembly. Lineage: Eukaryota; Dinophyceae; Suessiales; Symbiodiniaceae.